AUGGCACGUCGGAACCAGGUUGUAAAUAUUCUGCUUGGACUGGCUUGUGCCAGUUCCACGGCUUGGGCCAACAAGAAGGCCUUCAACAUCCAUGAUGACCUAUUAGCUUACCCUCAAUUUGAGGUUCUUUUCCCCGAUGACUACGUCCUCGAGUCCCACGCCAGAGAGCUCUUACGAGAACGCAGUGAUAGCUCUUCUACUUUCGCCGAUACUCAAGAGAAAUCCGCUCAGGUGUAUCUAGGCCGCAGUACCCAUGACAACGACCAGGCGAAACCCCGGGAUGGCGAUGACGGAUUCAGCUAUGAGGAAAUGCUUUUAGGAGAACAGCGAUUUCUCUGCCAGAUCCCUCACGUCGAUGUCGACGAUCGGACCAAUUCCACGGGACAUCCUCACGAGGCGGACGAACAGAAGGAGCUGGCGCGCGCGAUGGAUCGGGGCCUGGAGCUCCUGCGCGAGAUGGAGGGCAAAUGCAUGUAUUAUAUAUCCGGAUGGUGGUCCUAUUCCUUCUGCUACAAGAACCAGAUUAAGCAGUUCCACGCCCUCCCCUCCGGGAGUGGCAUUCCCAACUACCCGCCCAUGGAGGACCAUACGACACACUCUUUCAUUCUGGGCAAAUUUCCUCAAGGAGAUGGCGACGAAGAUGAGGUAGAAGGGGCCGCCGACCAGAAGAAACCUGUUACAGAUGUGGCGGAGCUCCAGACGAAGGGCGGCUCCCGGUACCUGGUGCAACGAUUGGAUGGCGGCACGAAAUGCGACCUGACAGGUCGGGACCGGAAAAUCGAGGUCCAGUUUCAUUGCCACCCUCAGUCGACAGACCGCAUUGGUUGGAUCAAGGAGCUGACCACAUGCUCCUACCUCAUGGUCAUCUACACCCCGCGUCUAUGUAACGACGUUGCCUUCCUGCCGCCCCAGCAGGACGAGGUCCAUGGAAUUGAGUGCCGCGAGAUUAUUUCCCCAGAGCAAGUAUCGGACUGGGAAGCGCUCCGGGAGUACCAGCUGGCGCAGCGACUAGUGGAGUCAGCCGUAAUGGAGGAGCUCCCGGUCGUCGGAGACAUUCAGGUCGGUGCUCAGAAGCUGGUGGGAUCGGAAGGCAAGGAGAUCGAGAAAGGACGCGUCGCGUGGGCCGGAGAAGAGAUCAUCGAGGUCGUGGCCAAGCGCGAGAACGGGGAAGUGCAACAAUUGUCGCGCGAGGACCUGAAAAAGCACGAUCUGGACCCCGAGAAGCUCGAAACGUUGAAGAAGCGCUUGGAGGAGUGGGCUAAGGGUAAGGACUGGACGCUGGAGGUUAUCUCAGUCAACGGAGAACGUCAACUGCGCGGCCUCGUCGACGAUGACGAAGAGGAGGAAGACAACGGAGAGGGCUCCCAGGAAGAGAUGGUCACGGAUGCCGCCCCUUCCAAGGAGACGACUGAAGCUGAGGCGGCAGGGCAGGAGCCACAACCACAGCACCCGGAAGAACAGCAGCCAUUGGAGACCGACGAAGCUGAGGAGAUUACGAUUGUCCCAGUUGCCGUGUAUUGGGACUAUUGA
Aspergillus niger is the source of this 1530-nucleotide messenger RNA. RefSeq lists its product as uncharacterized. Gene Ontology annotation, cellular component: endoplasmic reticulum lumen. NCBI's taxonomy places the organism in Eukaryota, Fungi, Ascomycota, Eurotiomycetes, Eurotiales, Aspergillaceae. The record is from RefSeq and is a predicted model, not a curated record. The coding region runs from base 1 to 1530 and encodes 509 amino acids. The transcript is spliced from 3 exons. Gene Ontology annotation, biological process: endoplasmic reticulum unfolded protein response; retrograde protein transport, ER to cytosol.